This is a messenger RNA of Vicugna pacos (alpaca), 1831 nucleotides long. It is a transcript of the gene RIPK3, whose product is annotated as receptor interacting serine/threonine kinase 3. Gene Ontology annotation, biological process: signal transduction; protein phosphorylation. NCBI's taxonomy places the organism in Eukaryota, Metazoa, Chordata, Mammalia, Artiodactyla, Camelidae. The record is from RefSeq and is a predicted model, not a curated record. Gene Ontology annotation, cellular component: cytoplasm. Gene Ontology annotation, molecular function: ATP binding; JUN kinase kinase kinase activity.
AGGCGUCCGUCAAAGAAGGAAGUCGUUCUGCCAGUGUAGAGGGUUCGGGAAGCGGAAUCUGUAAGUGGCCUGGAGAUUCACCCCCUCUGCCAUCCCUGUGGGUUCGCAACUUUUAGAAGCCUCUCUCACCUUCCAGCCUGAUGUCCUGCGUUAAGUUAUGGCCCAGCGGUACCCCAGCCCCCCUGGUGCCCAUCAAGGAACUGGAGAACCCGAAAUUCGUUGGCAAAGGCGGAUUCGGUGCCGUCUUCCGGGCACAACACAAGACUUGGGGUUUAGAGGUGGCGGUCAAGAUCGUGAACUCGAAGGCGAUAUCCAGGGAAGUGAAGGCCAUGGCAAGUCUGCAUAACGAGCAUGUGCUGCUCCUCCUGGGGGUCACAGAGAAGCUGGAGUGGGACUACGUGUCUGGGCCGGCUCUGGUAACUCAAUUCAUGGAGAAUGGUUCCCUGGAGGAGCUGCUCCGGACCCGGUGCCCUCGGCCCUGGCCGUUCCUCUGCCGUGUGCUGCAGGAGUUGGUGCUCGGAAUGUGCUACCUACACAGCCAGAAUCCUGUGCUUCUACAUCGGGACCUCAAGCCCUCCAACGUCCUGUUGGACUCCGAGCUGCACGCCAAGCUGGCAGAUUUUGGCCUGUCCACAUUUCAGGGAGGCUCACAGUCAAGAGCAGGAUCUGGGGAGUCAGGGUGCACCCCAGCCUACUUGGCUCCAGAACUGUUGGCUGAUAUAAACCAGAAGGCCUCCAUGGCCAGUGAUGUCUACAGCUUUGGGAUCCUAAUGUGGGCAGUGCUGGCCGGAAGAGAAGCUGAGAUAGUGGAUCAGACAUCACUGGUGCGGGAAGCAGUGUGUGAGAGGCAGAUCCGGCCCCCACUGACUGAGCUGCCCCAGUCCAGCCCUGAGACUCCUGGCUUGGAAGGACUGAAGGAUUUAAUGCAGCACUGCUGGAGCCAUACGCCCAGGAACAGGCCCUCCUUCCAAGAAUGCAGACAGAACACCCAGAAAGCCCUCGACCUGGUAAAGAAAGGAGAUGUAUCUGGUACAAAGAUGAUUGCCGCAGUCUCCACGGUGAAGAAGUUCCUGUCUGAGCACAGGGGCAGCAACAAGUUGUCUGCCGGCGAACCAGGCCUGGAAAGUACAGAAAUGGAUGGCCCUGGGGGAACCACAGGAAGCCAUGAUUCCCUGGUCUCUGAAAUGAUGAACAGCCUGAAUCUGGAGGGUCACCCCAGCUCUGUUCCUGAAAAAUAUACAAACCUUCCUGAGAGAAGCAGUACCCAGAGAAAGCCAGUUCAGCAUACCUGGACUGCAGAUAUGUCUUCAGAUUCAACAGCCCGAACUCCUCAAACUCCAGAGACCUCAUCUUUCAGAAACCAGAAGCCCAGCCCCAGUUCAGGUUGGACCCCAGGUCCUGGACCCCAAGGGAAUCAGGGGGCUGAUAGUCCUGGCACCAACUGGCUACCCAGAGCUCCAGGGCCAGAUCUGAUACCAGGGCCAUGGUCUUUUACCAUACUUGACAGCCAAGGAGUACAGAUCGGAUACAACAACUACAUGACUAUACAAGGAAGACCUACCUCGUUCAUGCAGGGCCUGGCACCUCGGGGCACAGAUAGGGGCCCCCAGCAUGGCCCCCAAACAGCAGGUUCAAAAGAAGGGCCACAAGAACCUGAAGCCUGGAGUUAGCCACAGAGCUGGAAUCAUAACAGCGGGAAUUGAAGCAGCUUCUAAACUGCCUCCUGGACUUGAGGCAGCUAGCCGAGACUUUCUCUGAGGGCCAUCAGGCCUGUACCUGAACUGUCUUUGUGUCCCUAAAGGUCAAUAAAGAUCGUGGAAUUUUAACCAAA